Molecule: messenger RNA, 2519 nt
Organism: Grammomys surdaster
Lineage: Eukaryota; Metazoa; Chordata; Mammalia; Rodentia; Muridae
Product: zinc finger protein 54-like
Exons: 6
Coding region: 222-2288 (688 amino acids)
Biological process (GO): regulation of DNA-templated transcription
Source: RefSeq, a predicted model, not a curated record
AGGCGGAAGCUGGGGAACUAGAGAAGGGAAAGCCUCCCAUGGAUAUCCACCCUCCUUGGCAUAUCAAGAUGCAGUAGGAUUAGACAUUAUCUCCUAUUGAAGCUAGGUUUGACUGAGCUGUGAUUGGUCUUUUGGCUUUGGGAUUGCUGAUUGAACACCAGCCACAAGCUGGCAUUUCACUGUAUGUUAAAGAGAAAUUUGAAGAAGAGAAACAGAAAGAAAUGGCUGAUUCUCCAGUAAAGAAGUCCCAGGAUCUCUUGACAUUCAGGGAUGUGGCUGUGGACUUCCCUCAGGAGGAAUGGGAAUGCCUGGACUCUGCUCAGAGGGCUUUGUACAUUGAUGUGAUGUUGGAGAAUUACAGAAAUCUGGUCUCUGUGGAGAACUACUGCAUGUGUGAUGCUGUCCAACAUGUGAAGACAGAAAAGGAGUCUUACCAUUUUAAUGAACUUGGCGAAAUGCUCCAUGGUGCCUCCAACUGUGUACUUUAUAAAGCAAGUAACACUACAGAAACCUCUAAUAACUACAGAUGUUGUAAUGACAGGGAUGCCUCUGUUGACUCGUCAAACCGAGAUAGGCAUAAAAGCACGUACACUGGCGAAGAACCUUGUGAGUCUAGAGACUGUGAGAAAUCUUUAACUUUGUUUUCCGACAUUAGUCCGGAUCAGAGACUCUACACUGCAAAGAAAGAGCAGAGACAGGAUGCAUAUGAUGACUAUUUCAGCUCUGCAUACAGUCUCAUGCAACAAACAAUCUAUAUUAAAGAGAAACCACACCAGUGUGGGGAAUGUGGGAAAUGCUUCAGUACCUCCUCAAGCCUCACUGUACACCAGAGAAUUCAUACUAGAGAGAAACCCUACAAGUGCAAUGUUUGUGACAAAUCCUUUACCCAGUGCACACAUCUUAAAAUUCAUCAAAGACGUCAUACUGGUGAGAAACCUUACAAAUGCAAAGACUGUGGAAAAUCAUUUGUUCAGUUGUCAGCCCUUAAAAGUCAUCAGAAAUUGCAUACUGGAGAGAAGCCUUACAAAUGCAAGGAAUGUGAUAAAUCCUUUGCCCACUAUCCCAAUUUCAGGACACAUCAGAAAAUCCAUACUUUGGAGGAACAUUGUAGUUGCCCAGAAUGUGGCAGGGAAUUUCAUCAGCUUUCACACUUUAGAAAACAUUACAGACUCCAUACUGGGGAGAAGCCUUACAAAUGCAAUGAGUGUGACAGAUCCUUUACCCACUAUGCAUCAUUAAGAUGGCAUCAGAAAACUCAUUCUCCAGAGAUAUCUUAUGAAUGCAAAGAAUGUGGUAAGUCUUUUAUUGAAUUAUCACAUCUUAAAAGGCAUUACAGAAUCCAUACUGGUGAAAAACCUUACAAAUGUGAAAUAUGUGACAAAUCCUUUACUACAGCCACAACUCUUAAAACACAUCAGAAAAUUCACACUGGAGAGAAACCUUACAAAUGUAGGGAAUGUGACAAAUCCUUUAUUCAUAGUUCACAUCUUAAAAGACAUCAGAGUGUUCAUACUGGAGAGAGACCUUACAGAUGUAAGGAAUGUGACAAAUCUUUUCGUGAGAGCUCAACUCUUAGAGAACAUGAGAAAAGUCAUACUGGAGAGAAAGCUUAUAAGUGUAAAGAAUGUGACAAGUCCUUUACCCAGCGUGCAUAUCUUAGAAAUCAUCAUAACAGAGUUCAUACUGGAGAGAGACCUUAUGAAUGUAAGGAAUGUGGCAAAUCUUUUACUACAUGCUCAACUCUUAGAACACAUCAGAAAAUUCAUACAGGAGAGAAACCUUACAAAUGUAGGGAAUGUGACAAAUCUUUUACUCAGGACUCACAUCUUAGAACACAUCACAGAGUUCAUACUGGAGAGAGACCUUACAGAUGUGAGGAAUGUGACAAAACUUUUACUAGCUGUUCAACUCUAAAAGCACAUCAGAAAAUUCAUACUGGAGAGAAACCUUACAAAUGUAUAGAAUGUGAUAAAUCCUUUACACAGGCCUCACAUCUUAGAACACAUCAAAGUGUUCAUACUGGAGAGAGACCUUACAGAUGUACAGAAUGUGACAAAUCUUUUACUAGGUGUUCUCACCUUAGAGAACAUCAGAAAAUUCAUACUGGAGAGAAACCUUACAAAUGCAGAGACUGUGACAUAUCAUUUAAUCAGAUUUUAAAUCUCAGAAGACAUCAGAAACUUCAUACUGGAGAGAAACCUUACAAAUGUAUGGAAUGUGACAAGACUUUUACUCAUAACUCAAAUCUUAGAGCACAUCAGAGAGUUCAUACUGGAGAGAAACCUUAAAAAUGUAUUGAAUAUGACAAAUCUUAUGCCCAGGACUCGCAUCUUAAAAGGUAUCAGAGAAUUCAUACUGGAGAUAAUGCAACAUAGCAUUUAUCCAGUGUUCUCUCUGUUUACAAAUCCUAACUAUAUUCAUAAAAGAAAAUUUAAAAUAAGAAACAUGGGAAAGCCUUUAAUGAACUUUUAGAUCUCAUAAAAUAAUGCUAAAAUAAAAUUUUGUCUAUUGUGUCAAGA